AUGGUCACGUCCGGCGUCAUCUACCAUCUCCUUCGACUUCUUGCCGUCCCCGUCGACAUCCGAAACAUCUGUGUCCUCCUCGCUCCAGCUUUCUCCGGUCUUACCGCGCUGGCGAUGUACCUCCUAACGUCCGAGAUGUCCUCUUCUCCAUCUGCUGGGCUUUUGGCAGCGGUAUUCAUGGGCAUCAGCCCUGGUUACAUCUCGAGAUCCGUUGCAGGCAGCUACGACAACGAAGCUAUUGCGAUCUUCCUGCUGGUUUUCACCUUCUUCCUAUGGAUUAAAGCAGUCAAGAAUGGUUCAAUCAUGUGGGGAGCACUCGCUGCCUUGUUCUACGGCUACAUGGUGUCCGCGUGGGGCGGAUACGUCUUCAUCACGAACCUGAUACCCCUACAUGCCUUCACACUCGUUCUGAUGGGUCGGUACACCUCGAGGCUCUACAUCAGCUACACCACCUGGUAUGCUCUGGGAACGUUAGCAAGCAUGCAGGUUCCUUUUGUUGGCUUCUUGCCCAUUAGAAGCAGCGACCACAUGGCAGCCCUGGGCAUCUUCGGCUUGCUGCAGCUGGUCGGCUUCUUCAACUUCCUCAGAGAACAGCUGCCAGGCAAGCAAUUCCAGACACUGCUAGUUGCACUUGGUGGAGCAAUCUUUGGGAUUAUGUUUUUCGGCCUGAUCGCCCUUACCGUGUCAGGAACGAUUGCACCUUGGAGCGGAAGAUUCUACUCUCUUUGGGACACCGGUUACGCAAAGAUACAUAUCCCUAUCAUUGCUUCGGUCUCGGAACAUCAACCGACGGCUUGGCCAGCCUUCUUCUUUGAUCUCAACAUGCUCAUCUGGCUCUUCCCCGCUGGUGUCUACAUGUGCUUCCGGAAUCUCAAGGACGAACAUGUUUUUGUUGUUAUUUAUGCAGUCCUAGCCAGCUACUUCGCUGGUGUCAUGGUUCGUCUAAUGCUUACCUUGACUCCCGUUGUGUGUUGUGCUGCGGCUCUCGCAAUCUCGCAUAUUCUCGACACCUAUCUUUAUCUCCCCAGUCCUGUCGACGAAUCAAGCGAGUCAAGCAAUGGAUCUGUCAAGGCCAGCAAGAUCAGCGCUAAUCCUUCUCUUCGCUCCAUCCGCAACCCUCUGGUUGGCAUUUAUUCGAUGGCUUCCAAAUCCUUGAUCACUUCUAUGUUCACUGGCUUCCUCCUUCUAUUUGUCGCCCACUGCACCUGGGUUACGUCAAAUGCCUACUCAUCACCUUCUGUCGUGCUGGCUUCUAGAUUGCCCGACGGUUCUCAGCACAUCAUUGACGACUACAGAGAGGCGUACUAUUGGUUAAGACAGAAUACACCGCGCGACGCGAAAAUCAUGUCGUGGUGGGACUAUGGCUAUCAGAUUGGAGGUAUGGCCGAUCGCCCAACCUUAGUCGACAACAACACCUGGAACAAUACGCAUAUCGCCACUGUCGGCAAAGCAAUGAGUUCGAGAGAAGAAGUCAGCUAUCCCAUCCUUCGACAACACGACGUUGACUAUGUCUUGGUCGUAUUUGGUGGAUUACUUGGCUACAGCGGAGACGAUAUCAACAAGUUCUUGUGGAUGGUCAGAAUCGCCGAGGGCAUCUGGCCAGAAGAAGUGCGAGAGCGUGACUUUUUCACUGCGAGAGGCGAGUACAGGGUCGACGACGAGGCGACCCCAACCAUGAAGAACUCGCUCAUGUACAAGAUGUCAUACUACAACUACAAUCAGCUCUUCCCGGCUGGUCAGGCUCAAGAUCGAGUCAGAGGCUCGCCAUUACCAGCUCAAGGUCCGGAGUUGAGCAUUUUGGAUGAAGCUUUCACCAGUGAGAACUGGAUCAUCCGUAUUUACAAGGUCAAACCCUUGGACAACGUCGGGCGCCACCAUCAGAGCGCCGUUGCUUUUGACAAAGGCCACAAGAAGAAGAGAAAAGCAGGGUCGAAGAAGGGUGUCAGAGUGUUGAGAGAGGAGUGA
Molecule: messenger RNA, 1965 nt
Organism: Exophiala xenobiotica
Lineage: Eukaryota; Fungi; Ascomycota; Eurotiomycetes; Chaetothyriales; Herpotrichiellaceae
Exons: 2
Coding region: 1-1965 (654 amino acids)
Biological process (GO): post-translational protein modification
Cellular component (GO): membrane
Molecular function (GO): dolichyl-diphosphooligosaccharide-protein glycotransferase activity
Source: RefSeq, a predicted model, not a curated record